ACCCGGAAGUAGUUCACGUCAUUGCCAACAGUAACGUUUGAUAUAUCAUCUCUGUCAUAUAAUUGAGAAAUUCGUCGAUUUUGACGAAAUAACAUAUUGCAAAUAAGCUUGCAAUAAUAGGAUAAUAUAAGUUUAGUAUCAAAUAAAAUAGUUAAUCUUACCUAAAAUUCCAAAAUGUUUAUCUGGGAUUGGUUUACUGGUGUCUUAGGAUUCUUGGGUCUUUACAAGAAAUCUGGCAAACUUCUAUUUUUGGGCUUGGACAAUGCUGGCAAAACCACAUUGUUGCAUAUGCUGAAAGAUGAUAGAUUAGCUCAACAUGUGCCUACACUACAUCCAACCUCAGAAGAGUUAUCAAUAGGCAGUAUGCGAUUCACGACGUUUGACUUGGGAGGGCAUCAACAGGCGAGGCGCGUGUGGCGGGACUACUUCCCCGCCGUUGACGCCAUUGUCUUUCUCGUUGACGUGUGCGAUCGUCAACGCUUUAAAGAGUCCAAAAAGGAGUUAGACUUGCUGUUAACCGACGAGACCCUCAGCAAUUGUCCCGUACUCAUCCUCGGUAACAAAAUUGACAAACACGGAGCGGCCAGUGAAGACGAGCUGAGACAAUUCUUUAAUCUAUACCAACAGACUACUGGAAAGGGCAAAAUAUCGCGGUCAGAGCUGGCAGGCAGGCCGUUGGAGCUGUUCAUGUGUUCAGUUCUGAAGCGACAGGGCUACGGAGAGGGUUUCCGCUGGUUGGCCCAGUACAUUGACUGAAUACCCUCCUCAUUUAUUCGCUCGCUUUGCCUCUCCGUACCAAGCCUGAACGUCGACAACUGUGGACUGUUGUGUUCAGUUGGAAAGCGAAAUUUAGUUAAAAUUCUUUAACUUAAAAAUUUGCAUUUUAUAACCGUCAUCAAUAGAGAUAUUGAAGUUACCAAACAAUGUUGUGAGUAAAGUGAGAUACUUACCUAGAAAUUCAACAAUAUUCAACUAUGUACAUGGUAUGUGUAAAAUUAAUGAUUAAUUAUACAAUAUUUAAAAUAUUUAACUAAAUUUCGAGCUUUCUGGUUUUCUUUUUUUUUGUUCUAUUUCCUGAUUUAAGUAACACUGAUAACUUUUAGCUAAAUUAUAACUGUUUUCAUUGUCUCAUAUGAGAAGCGAGAUGGAACAAUGCUUGCUGUAUUUGUAAAAAUUAAUAAUAAAACGAAACAGUCUACUGUGUAGAUCUUUGAAUAUACCAAAAUGAAAAAUUGUUUAUUUGUCAGAAAAAGUGUGAAUCAAAAGCUAAAUAGAUAAUGAAGAGCGAGCUAGACUAGUUUGGAGCAGUAUAGGAUGGUCACCAUGAGAAGCUUUAGGUAUAAUAUUGAUCACAGCUCUGUUGGGUUCUGUAGGUGAUAGCCCGUUUCAAUUACUCAAAAGUUAGUCUUUAAAAAUCCCUUUAAAUUGCUAGCGUUAACUUUAAUUAAACUAUUUCAAUAUAACUAUAUAAUAUCAGACACACACAUAAUUACGUAUUCUAAACUCUGUCAUUAAGCAAAUUGCUUUUAUUUCUAGCUACAAUUUUUACUACAGAACCCAUACUUUAUUUAAUCGGGCUUAUUCUUAUAUUAGCACUUAAUUCGUUUAAAUACAUUUUAAAUAAAUGAAUAGGACUUUUGUUCCUGGGUUAACUUCAUUUGGUUUGCAAAACCGUGUAAAGUUUUAAUUUAGGUAAUGGUGCAAUUAUUUGCGUUUGUGUAGUAUUGCGUCGGGUCCAGUCAUACUUUGUGUCUACCCAUUACUUUUAUAUCUAAAAUAUCGUAUUUAUCAUUAUUUCUAUUAGAUUUAUAUAUCUGAUUGUAUGGUUUUUAACUAUGCGAUCAAUGUGACAUUCAAUUUAUUUAUUUCUAUUUUCUGUUUCUCAUUCCAGCUAUCGAGUGAUGAUUUUGAAAAUUAAUGAUAUAUACCAUAGUUCAUUGUGUUAUGUUCUUAAUACGCGAUGUUUAUUUUUGUAAAUUAUUUCAAUCGACUAUAUAUUUACACUCAAUUUUCCUAUAUAUUUGAGAAACGGCUGGUCUAUGUUUUGUUUCUUUUUAACAGUUCAAGUUAUGUUUUACAAGCUUGUAGCACAAGUCUUAACUGCAAUAAAAAUUAUAAUACAAUAUUUAUAAUUACAAUUAAAUCAAAUGUUCUUGCAAAAUUUUUCUCUACGUAAUUAGUUAUUGCCAUCACCAGGAAUGCCUAUGGAUGAGUUCAAACCAUUAGUUGUAAGUAGAUAGCAAUGGAUCUGUUACGUAUUCGCAUGAACGAAUGAAAUGUAUUCCAAAAUUAAAUUACUAAAGGCUUUACUAACUACGACGAGCCGUUUCCAACAGCGUGUUGUCAUCAACAGCUGAUUUUCCAGAUUUACUUAGGAUUGUUCUUCGGUAUAUUAUUUUUGCAUUAUAAUAAGUUCAAAAAUGUUUGUAAUAAAAUUUUUAUCAAACAA
This is a messenger RNA of Zerene cesonia (dogface butterfly), 2449 nucleotides long. RefSeq names its product GTP-binding protein SAR1b (gene Sar1). The transcript is spliced from 5 exons. The record is from RefSeq and is a predicted model, not a curated record. Gene Ontology annotation, biological process: endoplasmic reticulum to Golgi vesicle-mediated transport; intracellular protein transport; vesicle organization. Gene Ontology annotation, cellular component: endoplasmic reticulum exit site; COPII vesicle coat. Lineage: Eukaryota; Metazoa; Arthropoda; Insecta; Lepidoptera; Pieridae. The coding region runs from base 175 to 756 and encodes 193 amino acids. Gene Ontology annotation, molecular function: GTP binding; GTPase activity.